This is a messenger RNA of Xenia sp. Carnegie-2017, 1883 nucleotides long. RefSeq names its product protein Wnt-3a-like. Gene Ontology annotation, cellular component: extracellular region. The transcript is spliced from 7 exons. Gene Ontology annotation, biological process: cell fate commitment; canonical Wnt signaling pathway; neuron differentiation. Gene Ontology annotation, molecular function: frizzled binding; cytokine activity. The record is from RefSeq and is a predicted model, not a curated record. Lineage: Eukaryota; Metazoa; Cnidaria; Anthozoa; Malacalcyonacea; Xeniidae. The coding region runs from base 838 to 1704 and encodes 288 amino acids.
GACGUCUGACGAAGUCUUCUCACAUAUGGUAAAGUACUCGUCUCGUUUAAACACAGCUUGAACAGGAGUUAAUCUUUUUACAAGGCGACUUUUGCCAAUGGGGAUGAACGGUUUCAACAAGAAAUGCCGUUCAUAUAAUUAAUCAAUAGUUAACCUUUUAUUUUACACAGCAAUGGUUGCAUGACUUAUGAGAAAAAAGACGGUGAAAAAUGAUUACUUUAAGAAUGCCUCACAGCACAUUGUUUUUAACAAUUAUUGAUAGAUCAAGUUUGUUUGUUGUUUUACAUACAGGCCGACCGCGAAGAGGUAGUUAAUCAUCUUCCUUUUGAGAUGAUUUAUGGUUAAUUGGCUUCAGUAAAGGACCCGCUUGCUUAAGGCACGAUCACCAAAAGUAACACCAGUGACGAAUACAAGAAAAGAUAUUUCAGAAAGAUAGUUCAAACGCCUCUACAUCGAGUGUCUGGCGGUGAAAUCAUCUAUUUUUGGUGCGGCCAUCAUUGUCUUUCUGUAAAUUCACCUUGUGAUUAAGGCGAGCUUUUGUGACGGUGUGUAUCUUAUUUCGACUGAUGUCGACUGAGGACAAGAUCUGAAUGCAAAAAGAAUUUCUUCGGAGAAGUUGCGCUAGGGAAAAGCUCGGUAUUUCAAGAUGAUGAUUGUACAACGGUUAACUAUCGUUUUCAUGCUCAUCUACCGUGCAGGAUGUCAUAAUUUUUAGUCAAAUAAACGCAAUUCGAGGAACAACCUUUCGGGAAAAACUGAUCAAGAUAAAAAGCUUGCAGUUCUUACGCGAACUUCAACAAGAAACAAAAUUCUCUGUGUAUCAAAUAUCCCGAUCUCAUGGAUUCAAUUAUUCGCGGUGCAAAAACAGGAGUAAAAGAAUGUGGCGUGCAACUCAGCGGUAAUCGAUGGAAUUGCAGCAACGUUCCGGAUCAUGGAACGCUCUUUGGACCGAUUUUACCAGUAGGUUGUCGUGAGUCGGCGUUCCUCUUUGCUAUCACGUCAGCGGCUGUAGCCCACUCUAUCACUACGGCAUGUAGUUCGGGGCUCCACGCAAGUUGCGGUUGUGGCAGAUCCCUCACAAGGCAGCCGUCUGGGCAAUGGGAAUGGCGUGGAUGUCAUAGCAACGUGAAAUUUGCUGGCAAGCUUACGAAGGAAUUUUCAAACACUCGCGAUUCAAUAAAAGGCAAGGCUGAACGGAAGAAAAUGAACAGGCAUAAUAUUCGAGCUGGAAUAAAGAUUCUUUCCAGUCUUUUGUAUCGUAAAUGUAAAUGUCAUGGAGUUUCUGGUUCUUGCGAUUUAAAAACUUGCUGGAUGCAACAACCAAAGGAUUUUGGCAUCAUUGGAAAACGUCUACUAACAAAGUACGUCUCAGCUGUCGAAAUGGUCAAAACCAAACUUGGUCCACGCGUGCUGCGAGUGAAGAAGAAGAACUCGCGUGGACCAAGACCCUCGGAUCUUAUAUACUAUCAACUUUCCCCGAACUUUUGUGACUCCAACUGGAGACUGGGCACCAUUGGUACUUUUGGUCGGGUAUGCAAUAUAACGUCGACAGGAUUCGACAGUUGUCGGAUACUCUGCUGUGGACGGGGGUAUAAUGUUGAAAUUAUCACUGAGACGGUCAAAUGUAAUUGUAGAUUUCAAUGGUGCUGUCGUAUCGAAUGCGAAAAUUGCAUACAAACGCGCGAGUUGUACACAUGUAAAUGAACUAAAUUGUAUGUAGACUGAACUUUCAGUCUUGAAGCACGUAGUCAUACUUUUGCAUACUUUAAUGAGUUGUUGGUUAAGUACAGACUGCAGAUGAGAUCGAUUAAGAAUGAAGAUUUGAGUUCAUUGAACCAGCUACUCCUGAAGCUGACUAAAAUAAAUCUGCAUUUGGUUACGUA